AUGCGCUUCGUCCUCGCCAUCUCCUCUCUCUUCUUCGCGGGACUUGUGACAGCCCAAGACACCACGACAGUCACCGCCGAGACCGUGACACCAACUGACUCAGUUGUCGUCGAGACCGUCACGGCCACCUCAACGCCGACAGAGGCAACGGACCAGACGCCUACUGCGACCUCCACGGAGACAGCCACAGCGACCGUGGUCCCUGUCAACGCGGCCGACACGCGAUACAUCGACAAGUCGAUCGUUGCCUUGUCGUUUGUGUGUGUGGCUGGCGUUGCGUUCUUUUGA
Molecule: messenger RNA, 288 nt
Organism: Dichotomopilus funicola
Lineage: Eukaryota; Fungi; Ascomycota; Sordariomycetes; Sordariales; Chaetomiaceae
Exons: 2
Coding region: 1-288 (95 amino acids)
Source: RefSeq, a predicted model, not a curated record